Molecule: messenger RNA, 1678 nt
Organism: Osmia lignaria (orchard mason bee)
Lineage: Eukaryota; Metazoa; Arthropoda; Insecta; Hymenoptera; Megachilidae
Gene: Aduk
Product: unc-51 like kinase 3 homolog Aduk
Biological process (GO): protein autophosphorylation; peptidyl-serine phosphorylation; reticulophagy
Cellular component (GO): phagophore assembly site; phagophore assembly site membrane; cytoplasm
Molecular function (GO): protein serine/threonine kinase activity; ATP binding
Source: RefSeq, a predicted model, not a curated record
UGAAGUCUUACGCCAUUGCGAAUAUGAACGAUAAGCAGCAACCUCACACUGUUCCGUCAAAAUUAAAGCUAACCUUAUAGUGUUGUAAUAUUUGAGGUAAAUGUCGGAGUGAAUUACACGGUUAUCGGGCAAAAUGAGUUUGCCCAGUUCGAGUGAUUAUUGUUUGUUAGAAAAAAUCGGCUCAGGAAGUUAUGCAACUGUUUACAAAGCAUUUAAAAAGGAUGGAUGCCGAGAGGUAGUCGCAAUCAAAUGUGUAGACAAAUCGUCGCUUUCCAAGUCGGCUAUCGAUAAUCUCGUGACCGAGAUCAAUCUCCUAAAGAUACUGAAGCACGAGCAUAUAGUGGAAAUGAGAGAUUUUUUCUGGGACGAUGGGCACAUAUACAUCGUGAUGGAAUACUGUAACGCCGGUGAUUUAUCGAGCUUUAUAAGGAAGAAGCACAAGCUACCCGAGCAGAUUUGUCGUAGAUUCUUACAACAGCUCGCGCUAGCUUUGAAAUAUCUACGCAAUCACAAUGUCUCUCACAUGGACUUAAAACCGCAGAACUUGUUACUAACCAGAAAGCCACAUUUGGUACUAAAACUCGGAGAUUUUGGUUUCGCUCAGUAUCUUUCGAAUUCGGAACAAAAGUUUACCAUCCGUGGUUCUCCUUUGUACAUGGCGCCAGAGAUUUUAUUAAAACACAAAUAUGAUGCUCGUGUUGAUUUGUGGAGCGUUGGCGUGAUUAUGUACGAAUGUCUUUUCGGCAAAGCUCCGUAUUCUAGCAGUAGUUUUCAGGAAUUAGCUGAAAAGAUCAAGGACAUGCGACCUAUUGAGCUACCCAAAGGAUCAUAUAUAUCACCCGAAUGCAAAGAUUUAUUGAUGUCCUUAUUGAAGCACAACCCCGAAGAAAGGAUAACAUUCGAUGACUUUUUUGCCCAUGAUUUUCUGGACUUGUCUCAUGCUCCUACAAGGGAAAAUUAUGAUAAGGCGGUAGAAUUAAUACAAAAAGCUGUGAAAUUGGAUAGUGAGAAAAACUCCAAAGAAGCUUUUCAUCUUUAUUGCGAAGCUCUUAGAUAUUUUAUUCCUAUUCUUACAAGUGAGACAGACUUGAAACGAAAAGAAACGUUAAGAUCCCAUGUUAAUGAUUAUAUUAGAAGAGCAGAGAUACUUAAAGCAUCAUAUUUAGAUGACGAUAGCGAUAAAGUGAAGUGUGCACGAGUAGAGGAUAAAGGAAGUUCUUCGUCGAUUCGAUGGAUACCAUUCUUGAACAGAGGAACUUCGUUUGUGUAUCAAGAGCUACGAACUCUUAGUAAAACUACACCCAGUAUGGCGGAUGCGCUGGAGAUAGGAGAGGUUGCAGAACAAUAUCUCGCAGAAGGAAACUAUGCUCUCGCGUUAGAAAAAUUUCAGGCCUGUUUAGGGAUAUUGGUACCCCUGUUGGGGAAAGAACCAGCAGGACGACGAAGAGAUUUGUUACAUAAACAGGUACAACUGUGGAUGAAAGAAGCCGAGAGCACCAAAGGCCUAUUAGCAACUAAAGAAAUGGAAGAAUUCACGCAACAUGUGAUGGCCACUUCAAUUGUUGGAGUUCAAAUUGUAUAAAUGUUACAUCGUUCGUCACAUGUUUAUGCACAUAAAUACGAAUUGUACAUAAAAUAUUUAAUUUAUAAAAAGAUAAAUAAAUGAUUUUGUAUCAAA